AUGACGAUUCGACAUGAUAAGGGAUGGUUGAACUUGUAUAGACGAAGAGCCAUCGGCCACGGCUACUGGGACUUCUACACUAAUAUUCCGGAGAGAAACUGUGCCGGAACCUUCGGUCUACAUGCUGGUGACAAUAUAUCCGGAUCAGUGGCGGUGAAAAGCAAAGAUUGUUUUGAUAAGCUUAUUUAUCAAAUAGAAAAAAAGUCGACAAUCGAGAAAAUCGACGUCUACCAGUGUCGAAAAUGCAUUUUCCAUAGCUGUUGGUUGGGAAGUCGGUUGCUACCAAGAGCAAGAGAUUAUUAUACUAAUUUGAGGAGUUUGUGA
This is a messenger RNA of Caenorhabditis remanei, 324 nucleotides long. RefSeq lists its product as uncharacterized. The transcript has 3 exons. The record is from RefSeq and is a predicted model, not a curated record. The coding region runs from base 1 to 324 and encodes 107 amino acids. NCBI's taxonomy places the organism in Eukaryota, Metazoa, Nematoda, Chromadorea, Rhabditida, Rhabditidae.